This is a messenger RNA of Phlebotomus argentipes, 851 nucleotides long. Its product is annotated as NADH-quinone oxidoreductase subunit B 2-like. Gene Ontology annotation, molecular function: quinone binding; 4 iron, 4 sulfur cluster binding; NADH dehydrogenase (ubiquinone) activity. The record is from RefSeq and is a predicted model, not a curated record. Bases 139 to 768 code for a protein of 209 amino acids. The transcript is spliced from 2 exons. Gene Ontology annotation, biological process: mitochondrial respiratory chain complex I assembly; aerobic respiration; electron transport coupled proton transport. Lineage: Eukaryota; Metazoa; Arthropoda; Insecta; Diptera; Psychodidae.
UAAUGCAGGUCGUCAAAUGCGAGACGUCAAUGUGACGGGCUAUUAUAUAAACACUGCGUGUUUUCUGCCCAAAAAUAGUGCGAAUUUCAGUGAAAAGCGCAAUAUCCUGGCACUGUUCUUGCAGUAAAGGGCUUCAAAAUGAUGCGUCGCUUCCUCACUUCCGGACAGCUACGCGCUGUCCUGCCUCCGGGCAGUUUUGCCGCUCCUGCAGUCAGGACGAUGGCCACUCUCCCGGUGGCGGAUGAGUCCAAACCUCCGCCACCCAAGAAGUACUCUCCCUUCGGCACAAAGCAGUCCAGUGUGGGUGAAUGGGCGGUUGCGCGACUUGACGAUCUCCUAAAUUGGGGCCGCAAGGGUUCAAUCUGGCCCCUGACCUUCGGCCUGGCGUGCUGCGCUGUCGAGAUGAUGCACAUCGCUGCUCCGCGAUACGACAUGGAUCGCUACGGUGUGGUCUUCCGUGCCUCUCCGCGCCAGGCGGACGUGAUUAUCGUGGCCGGAACGCUGACCAACAAGAUGGCACCGGCGCUCCGGAAGGUGUACGACCAGAUGCCUGAGCCCCGAUGGGUAAUCUCGAUGGGGAGCUGUGCCAACGGCGGCGGAUACUACCACUAUUCCUACUCUGUGGUGCGAGGCUGCGACAGAAUCAUCCCUGUGGACAUCUACGUUCCCGGCUGCCCGCCCACGGCCGAGGCUCUUCUGUACGGCAUUCUGCAGCUGCAGAAGAAGGUGAAGCGCAUGAAGACCCUCCAGAUGUGGUACAGGAAGUAAUGCGGAGGCGCGCAAAAGGUAGGACGAAAUUUUGACUUUGUUUAAACUGGAAUUCAGUGUAAUAAAUCCGUUAUUUAACUCGA